UAGUGUGCCAUGCAACUAACCAUCAUUAUUACUACUCUUAAAACCUAAACCCGGAAGGAAAGAAACCAGUGGGAUGGCGGGUUCCGGCGAGGUCCAACUGCACCGCUAUCCGCAGUCGAAGUCUGUCGACGCCGUCCGGUGGCUCCAUCCUGUCUCAGCCUUCGACGGCUUCAUUGCCGCCGCUGUCUACGACACCGACGAAGCAUCCUCAUCCGUUGAGAUACAUUCUGUACGCCGCAACAACGACACUGAAAACCCUAACCGCAGCAAGCCUUCUCUCCAUCUUCGUUCCGAAUGGCCAUCUCCAUCCCGAAUUUCCUCCUUACGAACCUCAGAGACCCCUCAGGGGCGGGCUGUUGCCGCACUGUCCACAUGCGCUGGAUCCGUUCACUUCAUAUUUGUGGAUCCGAUAGAUGGGUCCGUGGACUUGGAGCUAUCGACUGAUGAGGAUCAGCCUCUGCACAAUGGAUCGGUUUCUGUUGUGGAUCUCCAGGAUGGUGGGCAUAGGUGCCUGAGCGUGGGUGAGGAUGGGAGGGUGAAUUUGGUUUCGGUUGGUGAAGGAAGGCUUGAUAACCAGAAGGUGCAUGACAAUCGGGGGUUGGUGUCUUAUACGGCAGUGAAAUGGGGGUCACAGGCGGAAUUUGCCACUGGCGGAUUUGGCUUCGGGUUGCAGUGGUGGGAUCUGAGGAAGCCUGAGGGGUUAGUUUCUCAGCUUAAAGGAAAUUGGGCUCAAGGAAACAUGACAGGCAUUGUGCAUUCAAUUGACAUACAUCCUUCCAGAAAGCAUAUUUCUGUUGUGGGUGGUUCAUCAGGCACAGUUUUUGCCUGGGAUCUAAGGUGGCUACAGGAGCCGAUCUUACUUUCUGGAGCAACUGCAGCAGGACGAUCCCCCUUUGAGAGUGAGAUUUGGGAGAUCCAAUAUGACAUCCAAGCUCAGUCCUCAAGCAUCAGCUCAGCUUCUUCCACGAAGAUUUUACCCGUCAUGUUUUGUUCAGAAGAUGGAAAUCUUGUUGUUGUUGAACAAGGCAAACCACCUAUUGAACUGCUGGCAGAGGCAUGUCCCAUCAACUCUUUCGACAUCGAUCCACAAAAUCCAUCUGAUAUAAUCUGUGGCUUCGGGUGGGAAAGCAUUGGCGUUCUAAUGAGGCCAAAAGAGGCUGCUUUAAUUCACUGAAAACUAAAACUGUAAGUUUUAUUUAUUUUUUUAUUUUGCUGAGUUGUGCUUUACUGAAGUGGAUAUAAUUAUAUUUUCUAUUUCUAAAAUACAAAAUAGAAAACCAUCAA
This is a messenger RNA of Phalaenopsis equestris, 1284 nucleotides long. RefSeq names its product nuclear pore complex protein NUP43. NCBI's taxonomy places the organism in Eukaryota, Viridiplantae, Streptophyta, Magnoliopsida, Asparagales, Orchidaceae. The record is from RefSeq and is a predicted model, not a curated record. The transcript has 5 exons. Gene Ontology annotation, cellular component: nuclear pore outer ring. Bases 74 to 1174 code for a protein of 366 amino acids. Gene Ontology annotation, molecular function: protein binding.